This is a messenger RNA of Strongylus vulgaris, 534 nucleotides long. NCBI's taxonomy places the organism in Eukaryota, Metazoa, Nematoda, Chromadorea, Rhabditida, Strongylidae. The record is from the annotation of a GenBank genome assembly.
GCCCCUGAAUAUGGGGUUGCCACCACAACCCCUGGUUCUGCUGUGGAAAAUGUCGGAGCAAUUCGUAGAACUCCUGCCCCUGAACAUGGACUUGCCACAACAACUCGUUCUGUAGUGGAAAAUGUCGGAGGCUCUUAUGAUUUCCAGGCAAUUCGUAGAAGCUCAGUUCCCGAAUUUGGGCGUGCCACAACAACGCCAGGUUCCGCCGUGGAGAAUGUUGGAGCAAUUCGUAAGACUACGGCUCCAGAAGCCGCUUUUGCUACAACCACACCCAAAUCUGCUUUGGAGAAUGUUGGAACCAUUCGUAGUACUCCUGCUCCCGAAUCCGGAGUUGCUACAACCACUCCUGCAACUAGUAUGGAAAACAUCGCAGCAAUCCGCCGAACACCGGCUCCUGAAGCCGAUUUUGCCACCACUACCCCAAAAUCGGUGUUGGGAAAUAUUGCUACUAUUCGUAGAACCCCUGCUCCCGAAUCCGGAGUUGCCACAACCACUCCUGGUACUGCUAUUGGGAAUAUUGGAGUAGGCAUAUAG